GGAAAAUUGGAGCUUUGGUUUUUGAGUAACUUGGUUAAGUGUAAUCGUUGUUUUGAUAUUUAGUUUAAUUAAUUUGGUGUUUAAUUAAAUUGUUUUCCCUUCAAAAUGUCUACUAAGCCUAAGAUACAAAGUGUCCAAGUUUUUGGUAGGAAAAAAACUGCCACCGCUGUUGCUUAUUGCAAAGCCGGUGGUGGACUUAUUAAGGUUAAUGGUCGACCCUUGGACUUGUGGGAACCUCAAGCUCUUAAAUAUAAAUUAUUGGAACCAAUUCUUUUACUUGGACAAGAAAAAUUCUCUUCGGUUGAUAUGAGAGUUCGUGUACGAGGUGGUGGACAUGUGGCUCAAAUCUAUGCUAUCCGACAAGCCAUUUCCAAAGCACUGGUAUCUUAUUAUCAAAAAUUCGUUGAUGAAGCUAGUAAAAAGGAGAUCAAGGAUAUCCUAAUCUCAUAUGACAGAACACUUCUUGUCGCUGAUCCUAGAAGAUGUGAACCCAAGAAAUUUGGUGGUCCAGGAGCCAGAGCUCGUUACCAAAAAUCUUACCGUUAAAAAAGAUCUUUUGUGUUUAUAUACAGAGAUAUUCUUCUCGAUUAAAACCCUCUCUUGAGUUAACUUAA
Molecule: messenger RNA, 614 nt
Organism: Panonychus citri (citrus red mite)
Lineage: Eukaryota; Metazoa; Arthropoda; Arachnida; Trombidiformes; Tetranychidae
Gene: RpS16
Product: 40S ribosomal protein S16-like
Exons: 2
Coding region: 106-546 (146 amino acids)
Biological process (GO): translation; maturation of SSU-rRNA from tricistronic rRNA transcript (SSU-rRNA, 5.8S rRNA, LSU-rRNA)
Cellular component (GO): cytosolic small ribosomal subunit; ribosome
Molecular function (GO): structural constituent of ribosome; RNA binding
Source: RefSeq, a predicted model, not a curated record